Molecule: messenger RNA, 2734 nt
Organism: Chelmon rostratus (copperband butterflyfish)
Lineage: Eukaryota; Metazoa; Chordata; Actinopteri; Chaetodontiformes; Chaetodontidae
Gene: loxl2b
Product: lysyl oxidase-like 2b
Exons: 14
Coding region: 110-2428 (772 amino acids)
Biological process (GO): sprouting angiogenesis; peptidyl-lysine oxidation
Cellular component (GO): membrane
Molecular function (GO): copper ion binding; protein-lysine 6-oxidase activity
Source: RefSeq, a predicted model, not a curated record
GCUCUCACUGCAGGGCUUCCUUUGUGUUUGAGGCAGCGGCUGCAUCAUGGACAGAGUUUUGCUGUCUUUGUAAAGUCCGUCUUUGUAUCAGAGAGUUUUUAAGGACCUGAUGAAAUCUCCAGCCAAAAUGGUGGCCACCCAGUGUCUGCGCUGCUGCACUGUCGUUCUGUUAGUGCUAUUCGAGCUGGCUCUUGCCCAGUACGAACACCUCGGCUACCCGCCGGGCUACCCCGAGCCGGAACAGGAACAGUACACUGCCCCGCAGCUGACGCCGGACACGCCCAGGAUUCAGCUCCGGCUGGCGGGAGAUAAGAGGAAACACAACGAGGGCCGGGUGGAGGUUUUCUACAACGGCGAAUGGGGCACCGUUUGCGAUGACGACUUCACUAUCCACGCGGCUCAGGUGGUGUGUAGGGAGCUGGGCUACGUGGAAGCCGUCUCAUGGUCACCAUCCUCCAAAUAUGGGAAAGGAAUAGGACCCAUCUGGUUUGACAAUCUCCACUGCACUGGCAAAGAGAAGACCUUGGCGCUGUGUCCCUCCAAUGGAAUCGGCGUGUCGGACUGUAAACACAGCGAAGACGUCGGUGUGGUGUGCAGCGACAAGAGGAUCCCGGGAUUCAAAUUUGUCAACACCCUGCCCAACCACGUAGAGAACCUCGAUAUCCAAGUGGAGGACGUUCGCAUACGAGCCAUCCUGUCUUCGUACCGCAAGCGGAUCCCUGUAACAGAGGGCUACGUGGAGGUCAAGGAUGGCGGCAAAUGGAAGCAGAUCUGCAACACAGAGUGGACCCAGAAUAACGGCAGAGUCAUCUGUGGCAUGUUUGGCUUCCCCGGAGAGAGGAAGUACAACGCCAGAGUCUACAAGAUGUUUGCUCGCAGGAGAAAGCCCACAUACUGGGACUACUCUGUGAACUGCACAGGCAAUGAAGCCCAUUUGUCCAGCUGUAAACUGGGCCAGGCUACGUCUCUGAAGUCCAACGAGACCUGUGCUGGAGGGCUGCCUGUGGUGGUGAGCUGUGUGCCCGGCAGAGCCUUUGCCCCGACACCCAUGGCAGGAUUCAGGAAGGCCUUCAGACACGAGCAAGCGUUGGUUCGCCUCCGUGGCGGGGCCAUCGUAGGCGAGGGCAGAGUGGAGGUGUUGAAAAACGGAGAGUGGGGCACCAUAUGUGACGACAACUGGAGCCUGCUGUCUGCCACCGUGGUGUGUCGAGAGCUGGGCUACGGGACGGCCAAAGAAGCCCUGUCUGGAGGUCGCCUGGGACAAGGUAUGGGCCCGGUGCAUAUGAAUGAAGUGGAGUGCUCUGGAUUUGAGAAGUCCAUCACGGAGUGCUUCUUCAACAAGGAGGCCCUCGGCUGCAGCCACGAGGAGGACGCAGCUGUGAGGUGCAACGUUCCUGCUAUGGGCUUCCAGGAGUCGUUGCGUCUGAGUGGAGGUCGUAACCCCUAUGAGGGCCGUGUGGAGGUGCUGGUGGAGAGGAACGGUUCUCUGGUGUGGGGGACGGUGUGCAGUGACGGCUGGGGGACCAUGGAGGCCAUGGUGGUCUGCAGACAGCUGGGCCUGGGCUUCGCUAGCAAUGCUUUCCAGGAGACGUGGUACUGGCCAGGAGAGGUGAGCGCAGACGCUGUGGUGAUGAGUGGUGUUCGCUGCUCUGGCACUGAGAUGUCUCUGUCCCACUGCCUGCACCACGGAGCCCACCUCAGCUGCCCCAAAGGAGGCGGACGCAACGCCGCUGGAGUCUCCUGCUCCGAGACGGCUCCUGACCUGGUGUUGAACCCUCAGGUGGUGGAGCAGACCACCUACAUGGAGGACAGGCCCAUGUUCAUGCUGCAGUGUGCGUAUGAGGAGAACUGUCUGUCCUCCACCUCCAGCCAGGCACCAGCCAACUCCUACCGCCGCCUGCUGCGCUUCUCCUCCCAGAUCCACAACAACGGCCAGUCUGACUUCCGGCCCAAAGCUGGCAGACACUCCUGGGUGUGGCACGACUGUCACAGGCAUUAUCACAGCAUGGAGGUGUUCACGCUCUACGACCUGUUCAGCCUCAAUGGAACCAAAGUGGCAGAAGGACACAAAGCAAGUUUCUGCCUGGAGGACUCUGAGUGUGAUGAAGGCAUUGAAAAGAGGUACGAAUGUGCUAACUUCGGAGAGCAGGGUAUCACUGUGGGCUGCUGGGAUACCUACAGGCACGACAUCGACUGCCAGUGGAUCGACAUCACCGAACUCAAACCCGGAGAUUACAUUUUCCAGAUAGUAAUUAACCCCAACUACGAGGUGCCUGAGACGGACUACUCCAAUAACAUCAUGAAAUGCAGAUGUCGAUACGAUGGCCAUCGUGUGUGGAUGUACAGCUGCCAUAACGGUGGCUCGUUAAGCACUGAAACGGAGCAGACGUUCCCAGGCCUCCUCAACAACCAGGUGACCCACAGGUAAAGACGCAGCGGAGGAGAGGAGCCGCCCGGCCGUCACCCCUCCGGCAGGCGGGCCGUCUGAAGCCCACCGACCACUACACGUCUCCAUCUGUGGUGGAGUCCUCCUGCCGGCCCUGCCCUGGUCAAACCAUCUUUCUUACGUUCUCCCUCACCCAUGAGCCAACAGCGUUCUUUGACCCUCCACCCUGCUUUUCCCCCUCAGCAGACAGAAUAUUUGAUUGCCCCUCCUGUCCGAGCAGAGGCGGCUACAGCCUGGCCAACACUUCCAACCUCCCUGGUUAAGAUCAAGAGAACAGCGAGCUCCCUG